UCGAUGCCCGAAGCGCGCUCGGGACGCUUCGGGAGAGUUUGAGCGGGUUGUCGCCGUCCUCCGCGAGAGCACGGUCCAGCGACGCGCGGUCGUGGGCCCCGCCCCCCUUCUAUUUCACUCGGCGACUGGCAGCCGCCUGAUGCAGUGAAGUCCCUCGCCCGCUCACACCGACCCGUCUCCCUCGUUUUCUCUUCCGGUGGUUCCACCUGCGCGUCCAACGUUGAACAGCGGUAGCGGAAAAGCGCGGUUUCGCUGCUGCGAUCAAGAGGUUUCGCCCGACGUAUGGCGCAUUCCCGCAUGGCGCGCGGCCUUUGAAAGAAGAGUCGGUGGUCUUUCGGCCCGGUAGCGGUUGCCGCAAUCAUGGACCCUUGGCUGAGGCGUAUCUUCGGCGCCCGGAUUGUCGGACACCUGUUCAGGUACGCAACCCUACUGGCGUUUUCAGUCGUUGCCUUCCACUCAACAACCAUGUGCGAAGCCUCAGGACAUGGCUCACCGAAGUUAUGCGACUCAACCUACCAGCCCAUGUACUGUCGCUGCAACGUCGAAGAAGGCGACGGAGAAGACCCAACCGACGUGCAGUGUUUCGUCACAGCGCAAUUCGCGGCGGACGACGCCUUCCUGAAGAUCUUUGAAGGAAGGGCGUCCGUAGAGUCACUGGGCUUCACGACAUACGGUUCGGGUGCUCACAAGAUGGAUUUCGUGCCGACCGACACACUGAGCAAGAUGCCCGGCCUGGAGAAGCUCAAGUUUUCCCAGAUGAACCUGGGAAAGCUGGGAAAAAGGGCCUUCUACAACCUAAGCCGCCUGGCGGUACUUUCGUUGGACUCCAACGAGAUCACAGCUCUGGACAUGGAGGCGGUCUCCCAGCUACCACGGCUUCGCAAGCUCGAACUCGCCGACAACAACCUGACGGCACUAGCGACUGGAGCGCUGACGGAACUGCCAUCACUUACACACCUUUACUUGGAGAAGAACCAGAUCGUCACUCUCGGAGACAUGGCCUUCGUUCACCUGAGCAGCCUUAGCGAGUUGGACCUCAGCGACAACGCCAUCGAGAACCUCACUGAAGGCACGUUUAAGGGACUCGGUCAACUCACCCGCCUGGACCUGUUUCGAAACAAGGUUCGCAAGCUUGGCGCCCGCGUCUUCGGAGGCGCUCCCAUGCUGGCGGAGUUGGAUCUCAAGUACAACUCCAUCGUCGAAGUGGACCCGCUAGCAUUCGAUGGUCUUCCGCAGCUGGCGAUACUGUACCUGUCGUACAAUCGCCUGCGCGUGCUGCCGGCCAACAUGUUCCUAGGCGCUCCCAACCUGCUGACUGUGGACCUGUCGCAGAACAAGCUGGUCACGCUCACGUGGAGGACGCUGCAGGACUUGGUCAACAUCGACGCCCCAUCGUUCGACCUCAGCCUCACUGGGAACCAGUUCAGCUGCGACUGUCGACUCGCUUGGAUGCUGUACCUGGAGAACAACACUCGCAGUGACAAGUUCCGCAGGGAACUGCGCCACAUCAAGUGUGACUUUGACGCCACCGACGCUGGUGCGACUGUCAAGCCCGGUGGCGGCAGCUCCAAGGUGGCCAGACUGAGCCUGAAGCAACUGGGCUGCCGCGAGGACUACGAGCAUCCCAGGCUGCGAGGUCCCCACACUGCUUCCCCGUCACCUUCGUUCCCGGCACCUGGCGGCCACGAUUAUGAUGACGAUGACCUGGAGUCCACUACGGCCGGUAAACUCGACGACAGAAUGGAUAAAGAAGGUAGCACCACCGAUGGUGAUCAAGACAUCGCCGAAGGGUCUUUGCACCCCACAGUAUCACUGCCAGCGUCCGUUACUCAAGGCGAAGGAGAGGCAGUCGGUGAUGACCUCAGCAGGAGUGAUCAUUCGUCGAACGACAUCGACACGGUUCUCAGUCAGCAGAAGGCACUCGACAAGUCAGAGCCGCCGCGCAAGAAUAAGCCUCGUCCUGCGGGUGUGAACAGCGCGGCGUUGCACACCAGUCCAGCGUCAAGUUGUGUUGGUAUAAUGGCGACGUCGUUGAUCGCCCUGGCUAUCUCGAUGGACAGAUGAUAGGUAGGCAAUCGCAGGAAAGUGCGGACAUGCGUUAUGCGGAAAGCAGGUGGUUUUCGCCUCGUCUAAACGAGUUCCUUUGUUCGCUCGUGUCUGUGUCCUGUGCAGAUGUUGCUUCUCUGCUGCCAUCUCAGACGGUGCUUCGGCAGCGUUGAGUGCACGAGUCAAGUGUGGUGCGCAGUACACAUCACGAACAGGGUGUGCAGAACUGUGAUUUCUUGCAGCCGAUUGCUGUUCUCGUUGUAUGCAAUGUGCAACUACACUUUGUGUUGUAACAAGUCUCGAUGCAUCUGGCCAUACAAGAGGGUGAAAAAAAAAUAGGAAGCAUCGAGGAAGCGAUACGGCUCCAUCACUUUCGUUAUCUAAUCUCACUUGCGGUGCAAGGGUAAUACAGUAGAUCACUCGAGUAGUGUAGAUGGCCAAAGAGCGCCGCCUGAAUAAAUCUUCUUAGGCACUUUUGGGCAAAUUAUUUCUGGCGAUCAGUUUUUUACUGUGUUAAUGAAGUGCUUCUUUUCGCAAAAAGAAUUCUCUAUAUGCUUCUUUGAGAGCGAUAUGAUAUAAGCAUUUUUUCACUUCCUAUUUGUUUUAUUUGCGUAUUCAUAAAAUAGCGUCUGAACACGGCAAUUCCACGGGCACCUUCAUGCAUAUGAGACGAAUUCUGAGUAUUUUAUGCUGAAUGCCUAAAACACAGUGGGCUGUAGAAGCAUAGAUUCUUAAUUCAAGAGUUUAGUGACAUUUCGAGCUUUCCGCACCCAUGACCUAACCACAUGACCAAAAUCGAUUCGCAACAUCCAAGGAUUCCUAGUAUUGUCAGUGUUGCUGGAGCAGCGUUUUCUCAGCUUCUGUCAAUAUGAUGAUGACCAAUGUUACUCGUCUUCAAGAAGCCCCUGCAGUGACUUUAAAUUAUAUUCUCUAUUCUGUCUCUGCCGUCUUGUGUUUAGGUUGCACACAAAAUUACUUUUUUGUGUCCGAUAACAACGUCCCGACCGAAUGUGCAACGCCAGCUCAGAGUACACGUAAUGUCAGCGUUUGUGAACAGGCCCGAUUGGGUUUUUUUGCAAGGGACAGGAAACGUUCGACAUUUUAAGUGCACCGAAGAACUUCUGCGCUAGCGACCGUAACAUCGGUAAGCCGACGGAGUCAUUUCUGAGCAAAUUUCAUUCCUCAUUACUGCGAUAAAUGGCCCAGGAAGAAGCAUAAGUACUCACAAUGUAGAUAGUACCAGCAGCAGCAAGAUCGGACGCAAAACUGUGCCACUUUAUCAUAGCUGAGGAGCCGCAUGUGACAAUUUAAAAAGCCUAGGCCUUCCGUACCAGAUAGCGCACCAUUGCAGGUUGUUUGCUUUCAUGACCGUAACAUUCAAUGUGGACAGUGGACUCUCUUUAAACAGAACCUUAAGGAACCAAAGAAAGUGGUUCCGUUUUUCAGGAGUUCUAUUUAGUGAGAUACAUUGCAGAGAGCAUUGCAUGAAUACAAAACCAACCAACCAUGAGGAUGGUGUUGCGUUUAAGCGGCAGUGCCGUUUAAGCGAUUUCCGUUUAUCGAGAUUCCACUAUUAGUUUGGCAGAACUUCUCAUACAUAGGCAACACAGUGUAGUUCACCGUCGCACCUCAAAUCACAUUUUUGUUUUUAUACAUCGACCUCUUCAGCAGCGUUCGUGUUUCUUUUCUUUAAACUGCCUCACACGCGAAAUAUGGGUUCUUACAAUUCGUAUGUUACAAUGUAAUCGAAAACUUUGCCGUCUGUGUGUCCAUUUUUAGUCCAUAUAGUUGUUACUGCUGCGUCAUUGACGAUCCUACAAAGUGUAAAUGGCGACCGCGCUCACUUCGCCCCAUAAUCACAGUUGCUGAUGAAGAACAGCACACUGCCGGAAAUGGAGGCGGCAAACGCUAUGUGUUGUUAUAUUUUCAACGCGAUUUGUCUGUUAAUGCAACCCACAAACACAAUUGUUAAUUAGUUCACUGUACGUGUAGAUUCUGCGCCACUGUACAAUAAGGUGUUACGUAUUCAGAUUUCUAAUUUUCGAAUGCAUAUUACAACGCACAUUUCCCCUAACUGUACUUCAAUGUAACUUCUGCAAAAGUGUUCGAAACAUGGAAGCGCACUUUCUCACUUAUUCAAUAAACAAUAUUUAGAAAGAUAUACAACUCUGUUACUCUCCAGUCAUAGUAAUCUUAAGUCGGCUGUCGGCGACUCAUUUCUGGUCUAUUUCCUUGAUGUUGUUACUAUUGCUGCUGAUGUUUUCAUGUUGCUGUUGUGUGCAUAUACAUGCGAAAUUCCACUGACUGGAAAGCAGACUUAGCGUGUUUUGUGACGGUCGUCCUGACCAAAGGAAGCGUCGUUAGCAUGCGGCAGUGUGUUCAAUAAAAUUUUACGUGCUCGU
Dermacentor silvarum is the source of this 4448-nucleotide messenger RNA. Its product is annotated as connectin. The transcript is spliced from 3 exons. The record is from RefSeq and is a predicted model, not a curated record. The coding region runs from base 361 to 2064 and encodes 567 amino acids. Gene Ontology annotation, molecular function: protein binding. NCBI's taxonomy places the organism in Eukaryota, Metazoa, Arthropoda, Arachnida, Ixodida, Ixodidae.